Molecule: messenger RNA, 1643 nt
Organism: Lineus longissimus
Lineage: Eukaryota; Metazoa; Nemertea; Pilidiophora; Heteronemertea; Lineidae
Product: DNA polymerase beta-like
Exons: 12
Coding region: 97-1125 (342 amino acids)
Biological process (GO): base-excision repair; double-strand break repair via nonhomologous end joining
Molecular function (GO): DNA binding; DNA-directed DNA polymerase activity
Source: RefSeq, a predicted model, not a curated record
ACGAUCAUUGUUAUUGUUUUCCAAUUUUUCCAUGCUUUUGCAACCUUUGUUUGUAAAGUCAUCAAUUCUGUUUGAUUUGGAGCAGUGAAAACAAAGAUGAGCAAGAGAAAAGCGCCUUCAGAUGAUAAUCCCAAUGCUGACUUUGUGGAUUUUCUGAUUGAAUUAUCCAAUUAUGAGAAAAAUGUGACUCGCCAAAUGCACAAAUAUAACGUUUACCGUAAAGCUGCAAGCACACUGGCCAAAUACCCAACCAGAAUCAAAAGUGGAGACGAGGCAAAGAAAUUGGAUGGUAUUGGAAAACAAAUAGGCAAGAAGAUUGAUGAAUUCAUUGAAACUGGAUCUCUUAGAAAAUUGGACAAGAUCAUGGCAGAUGACAACAAUGUAGCCAUCAAUCUCCUCACCAGAGUAACGGGUAUUGGGCCUGCUGCAGCCCAGAAAUUAGUGAAGGAAGGCAUCAUGUCUAUUGAAGAUCUGAAGAAGAAUGAAGAUAAACUCAACCAUCACCAGAAAAUAGGAUUAAAGCAUUUUGAAGACUUUGAGAAGAGAAUACCAAGGGAAGAGAUGGUCAAACUGCAGGAUCAUGCCUUCGCUGAGAUAGAAAAACUUGACAGUCAAUACAUUGCUAAAGUGUGUGGAAGCUUUAGAAGAGGUAAGCAGUCUAGUGGUGAUAUUGAUGUCCUCCUUGCUCAUCCUUCAUACACAUCACAGACACAGACCCCCAAGAAAGGAAAAGGCAAGUCGCAGUACUUGAAUACAGUGGUUGAGAAGCUGGAGGAAAUUGGAUUCAUCACAGAUACGCUCUCUCAUGGAGAAUCAAAGUAUAUGGGUGUUUGUCAACUUCCACCGACGAAGGAGGAGCCAGAACCAGCAUUCAGAAGACUUGACAUCAGGUUGAUUCCACAUGACCAGUACUACUGCGCACUCCUUUAUUUCACCGGCAGUGAUCUCUUCAACAAGGACAUGAGAGGUAUUGCCUUGGAGAAAGGCUUCACGUUGAACGAGUAUACAAUCAGGCCAAUGGGAAGCACUGGCAUCGCGGGAGAACCACUUCCAGUCUCUUCUGAAGAAGAUGUAUUUGACUACAUUGAAAUGAAAUACAAGAAACCUGAAGAAAGGAGCAUGUGAAGAUGGAUUCACGACUCUUCUGUGUCAAUUUCAUUGUCAUCAAAAAUGUCCGAGAUCUGUUUAGGUACCAUAUUCUGUUGUCAUGUUUCCUGUGCACCUGCCUCCUUUGUAUCUUGCUGUGGCUGAGGCAAGGAAGUGGCUAGGGAACCAGUCUACUCAGACAGCUGAAGUUGGCCCAAAUGAUGUGCAAUCACUCAGAAACUUGUGCACAGUGCAGUAAUAAGUGGCGACAUUGUAUCACCUGUAACAUUCCCAUGCUCUGUGAGUCAGGGUGAUUGGCUUAAAGUACCUGCUUGUUAUAGCAAAAUAGAUACAGGCCUUUGAAUAAUCAAUACAUUAUGAUGUACUGUCAAUAUGAGUCAGGUUACACAUUUACUUAAAUGAGUCAUCUUCUGUUGAUUAGCAGAUGCAUUGCUUGUUGCAGAUAUUCUCUUUAGAAUUGGUGAACUAUUAUAUUUUAGUCAUUUCUAUAGUUAUGUAUACAUUGUGGUAUCAAUUUGAUAUUCUGAAAGAGAAAU